GUCACCCCGCAUUCAUUGUUUACGUUUAGGUACAAAGUUCAGUCGAGUUUAGCAAAAAUGUUGAAACUAAAUAAUUACGGAACGCGCAAAUUAAUUUUAGAUAUUUCCAAAACUCGUUUCUACUCAGCUGCAGUUCCAAAAAGAAAGCCCGAAAAUGAGGUCAGCAAAGAGCCAAAACGACAAAAUGAAUCUUUCAUGGCCAACAUAUUUCGUGGCAAUUUGGUCUCGAAACAAGUUUUCCCCUACCCCGAUGUCUUGACAUUGGAACAAAAGGAGACCACGGACAGCAUGUUGGAUCCGUUCCAACGAUUUUUUUCCGAUGUCAACAAUGCUGCUCGUAAUGACGACAAUUCCGUCAUCGAUGAUAAAACCCUGAACGCUCUGUGGGAGCUCGGUGGCAUGGCCAUCCAGGUGCCCAGCGAGUAUGGAGGUCUUGGCAUGAACAACACCCAGUAUGCACGACUCUGUCAGAUAGUGGGAGCAAAUGAUCUGGGUCUUGGUAUUACCCUGGGCGCCCAUCAGAGUAUUGGAUUCAAGGGCAUACUGCUGUACGGCACACCAGAGCAGAAGGCAAAAUAUUUGCCCAAGGUGGCCUCAGAGCAGGUUUAUGCCGCCUUUGCUCUAACCGAGCCAAGCUCUGGCUCGGAUGCCAACUCCAUUCGCAGCCGGGCUGUGAAGUCAGCAGACAAUAAAUACUACAUUCUAAAUGGCUCCAAGAUUUGGAUUUCCAAUGGUGGAUUGGCCGAUGUGAUGACUGUGUUUGCCCAAACUGAGCAAAUCGAUAAAAAGACUGGUGAAAAAAAGGAUAAGGUGACAGCGUUCAUUGUCGAGCGUUCUUUCGGCGGUGUUACAAACGGGGCACCCGAAAAGAAGAUGGGCAUCAAAGCUUCCAACACAGCUGAGGUAUACUUCGAGGAUGUUAAGAUUCCCAUUGAAAAUGUGCUUGGCAAGGAAGGCGAAGGCUUCAAGGUGGCUGUUAACAUUCUGAACAGUGGACGCUUUGGCAUGGGUGCCACUUUGUCCGGAACUAUGAAGAAGUGCAUCGAGAUUGCGACGGCACAUGCCAACAACCGCACGCAGUUUGGCCAAAAGAUCAAAGAGUUUGGCACCAUUCAGGAGAAGUUGGUCAACAUGAAUAUAUUGCAAUAUGCGACGGAAUCGAUGGCGUUUAUGAUAUCUCAAAACAUGGACUCGGGCAGCCAGGAUUACCACUUGGAGACGGCCAUAUCGAAGAUAUAUGCCUCUGAAAGCGCUUGGAACGUUUCCGACGAAGCCAUCCAAAUUCUGGGUGGCAUGGGAUUCAUGAAGGAGACAGGAUUGGAGCGCAUCAUGCGAGAUCUGCGCAUCUUCCGCAUAUUCGAGGGCACCAAUGAGGUGCUUCGCCUGUUCGUCGCGCUCUCCGGUGUCCAAUACGCUGGCAACCAUUUGAAGGAACUUCAACGCGCAUUCAAGAAUCCCUCCGCGAAUCUGGGCUUUAUCUUCAAGGAAGCUUCGAGGCGUGCAACAUCAACGAUUGGCUUGGGCGGCGUCGAUCUGAGCGCAUUUGUUGUGCCCGAGCUGCAGGAGUCGGCGAAGAAGACCGCCGCUUGCAUCGAUCUCUUUGGACGCACCACCGAGGAGGCUCUAAUGAAGUACAACAAGAACAUCAUCAACGAACAGAUCAUACUGAAUCACUUGGCCAAUUCCGCCAUCGACAUCUAUGCCAUGAUAGCAACUCUCUCCCGAUCCACACGAGCUGCCAAACUUAAUCUGCCCACAGCGGAACAUGAACUUAACCUAACCAAAGCUCUGGCCAACCAGGCUACCGAACGAGUCCUUCAGCAUCUGAAGAAAGCGAGCUCACCCCAGCUCCAAAGCGAAAACAAAUUGGUGUCCACAAUAGCGAAAACAAUCAGCGAACAGGAUGGCGUGCAUUCAACAGGCGUCAUCGACCUCAAUUGAAUUUCGAGCGAACAAAAGUAGAUAGAGUAAAGCUAAUCCAUGUGUCUAAUCCA
Drosophila hydei is the source of this 1994-nucleotide messenger RNA. RefSeq names its product very long-chain specific acyl-CoA dehydrogenase, mitochondrial (gene Acadvl). Gene Ontology annotation, molecular function: very-long-chain fatty acyl-CoA dehydrogenase activity; flavin adenine dinucleotide binding; fatty-acyl-CoA binding. The record is from RefSeq and is a predicted model, not a curated record. The transcript has a single exon. The coding region runs from base 58 to 1941 and encodes 627 amino acids. Lineage: Eukaryota; Metazoa; Arthropoda; Insecta; Diptera; Drosophilidae.